Racocetra fulgida is the source of this 900-nucleotide messenger RNA. NCBI's taxonomy places the organism in Eukaryota, Fungi, Glomeromycota, Glomeromycetes, Diversisporales, Gigasporaceae. The record is from the annotation of a GenBank genome assembly.
AUGCUAAUACCAAAACAAAACCCUAAGUAUCGUUAUCCCCAUCUUGUAAAAUAUGAAGGGAAAGCCAAAGGAGAAUUCGGCUUACAAGCCCAGCAGGGCUCUUAUAUUAGCAAUAAACAGAUUGAGGCAUCUCACAAGGUAAUUAGAAAAUUUUUGAAAAAGUUCAAAGCCGGACAAGUGAAAACUAACAUUUUUCCUCAUUUAGCCAAAACUAAAAAGCCUUUGGAAGUUCUAGCCGUAGCCAAGCAAUUAACAGUUAUUUUUGAGGUUAAAGGAUUACCAAAAGAUGUUGCUUAUCAAGCAUUAACAGCUGCUAGCUAUAAACUACCAGUGCAAUGCAAAGUAAAAGAACAAAUUUUUUGCAUUGAUUACCAAAAGAAUACUAAAAAAGGCGAUGAAAUUGUCUUUGAUAAGAUUUUGAACCGCGAUAAUGAGUUUGGGCAACCUUAUUUAACCAAUGUUCGGUUAAUUGGAGAAGUGUUAAAACAUGGUUUAAACAAAAAAAUAGUAGUGAUGAAAUACAAACCGAAGAAGAGAUACAAGAAAAAAAUGGGGCAUCGGCAACAAUAUACGGAAGAUAUGACUUUUCUCUUCAAACUUUUCGGAGGGAUAAAAACAUUGUCUUACGUUUUUGACUUCCUGGAAAAAGUGGAUUACUUGCCCGUUCACCAGGUAAAAAACUUAAAAAAUAAAGUUUAUCAAAAAAACAAACAGAUAGAAGGGUUAAUCUAUAAAACUGGCCGGGGUGGAGGUCGUCAAGACCAAGUUCGGGCCCAAGGACACCAAAAAAUUAGAAAAAAAAUCACCUUACUCAUCCAACAAGAGGGAGGGAUUUCCGAAAAAGUUUUAUUUUUGGCUCGUGAACAUGGUUUUCCCAAAGAAAAAGUUAACCAAAUUUGA